CUUGCCAUUCUAUGUAUAGGCAGAAAAUGCAUAUGCAGAUUAUGUGCCUCUCCCAAUCCGCCUGUAGAUGCAUUCCAAUGUAACAUACAAUUGGUGUUUCGAGCAGUGCAUGUGACGUCCAACUCCUCAACUAUUCACACCGCCGUUUUUUUCUGUUGCACGACUAAAACCCCGCCUGACCUGUGCCUGUUCAUGCAAUCCUCAGUCCAGUCAAAACCAUACAGUGUGGACCCGGCGAACACAGAAACGAAUAGCGCGAAAGUGUGUCAAAGGUCGGUACCUGCUCAAAAGACAUGGGACAGGCUGGCAAACCCGCCACAAACCGGACUGAUACAAGUGGAGAGGGUGUCGUAAUUAAUAUGGCCCGGCAAGAUUUAGUGAGCCCGAACGAGCCCGAGUUUGAGCCCAGGUGAAGCAAGGGCUUGAUUUUGCGAUGGCGAGUUUUGAUGCGGUACAAUAUUGUCAUGCAUCGAUUCAGUGAAGAUUUGAUAUAAAAUCGGCCCUGACAGUACCUGUGGUUAUCCUUUGUCUGGAUCGACGUCCGCACGUGGUGGUUGAAGGACCCUGAACGCUUGAAGACUAGUCCCUCCCCAUCCCUCUACCCGCCGACCCCGCCCUCCAAUAAGAUCAAUCGAUGCUCCCACGCCGCGAUAGUUAUCGACUCACUUGCUCCUACCAUUCCAACACUUCCUAUUGAAUGGAGCCGGCGUCUUCACCUUCUCACUUUGCUACUGCUAUCCUCUGCUUUAAACAUACGCGCUUGCGCUCCGUCGCGCCGCCGCUGAACCCCCGUCCGGAACAUAAAUACACGGCAGAGCUGGCCUCGACUACAUCCUUACCCCGAUUCCGCUGCUUGCUUUCGACAUGAAGUUCGGUCAUAAUCUCCCCCGCAACCAGGUGCCUGAGUGGGCGUCGCAAUACAUCAACUACAAGGGCUUGAAGAAGCUCAUCAAAUCUGCCGCUGCAACCGCCGCUCAAACCGGCGAAGAUCCAGAUCUUGCGGGCAAGUCUUCCAAUCAACGUGGAAGCAACUCCAAGCUAACAGUUGCAGAAUUUUUCUUCUCCCUGGACCGCAACCUCGAAGACGUAGAUGGCUUCUACAACAAGAAGUACACCGAAUGCGCCCGUCGAUUGAAACUCCUCCAUAGUCGUUAUGGACGUGUUGCUAAGAUGCCCGAAGGCAUUGACAAAGAUGAGGCACAGGACAUCACAGGAGCUCUGCUGGAACUGCGCAGUCAACUUAGAAAGCUUCAAUGGUACGGCGACGUCAAUAAGAGGGGGUUCGUGAAGAUCACCAAAAAGUUGGACAAGAAGAUACCUGGCGUCACAACGCAGCAACGUUAUUUAGUGUCUAAAGUCACUCCCAAGGCCUUUGCCCACAAUCUGCCAGUAAACCAGGACAUGAAAUCCGUUAACGAUUGGCUGUCCGGGUUAGGCGACAUCAAGACAUUUGACGAUACAGGAUCUGCGCAUUCCGCCGCCUCUCUUGGCAGAGUCCCUGGCCUUGCGCUGAAUCUCCCUUCCGGCCUACUUGACUCUAUUGACCAAGCCAUUAGGAAAGAUGAGGCGGAUCAACUAACGGCAUCAAUCGUAGACAUUGCCUCUCAAAAUGAAUCGACUAGUGCAUCGUUCCAGCACAUCCUGUUAAACUUUCUACAGCGGGCCAUUUCGUGCCGCGCGAAGAAAUGCAUUACAAAGCUUUUGCAGGAGAUCACUUCCUUGGAAGAGGAGGAUGAUAUCAACAGACGCAACUGCAUUCACCGCCUAGUGAUCAACAUCGGUCGUAGCAAGAGCGGUGAAAAUCUUGGAGGCGAUAGCGUACCAAUGUUACAAACAUCCACAGAGCCCAACUUCAUCACCCCAGCGACGGCUCCUGACGGCCGACCACCACCAUACACAAACACCGAAGAAGAGUCCGCAAACAUCUUGAGCGAUAAUGACGAAUCUGUUCAACUCCUCGUUUACCUUCUGGAACAACUACCUCUGGCGCACCGCUCCGCCCUGCAAUCGCGAGAUGCAUAUGGACGCUUACCACUCCAUUAUGCAGCGCAGUACGGAUUUGUCAUCAUCUGUGAAAUCGUUAUCAAGCAUAUGCAAGAGUGGGGCCAAUUCCAGGUGGACCAAGGUAUCGAUUCCGCUGCAUGGCAGGAUAACGACGGCUACGCGCCGCUCCAUUUGGCCGUUAUUGGUGGCCAUCAGCUUACGACUAAAGCUCUACUUGAGGCGGAAAACUGGCACGGUAUAAGCACAGAGAAACUCGACUCUAGGAAAAACAGCUCGCAGUCAGGUGCAGCGCUUGCCCUAGCUACGCAUAACAACUUUGUCAAAAUUGUCGAACUACUGGUAGCAGCUGGCGUGAACGUCAACUACCAGAACGAUCAGGGCGAAACCGCUCUCCAUAUCGCGGCACGAUUUGGUCACGAUGAGUGUGCCACUGUAUUGUUGCAAGGAUCUGUUUCAUUCAAGGUCGAGCUGGAUUUGCCGGAAAAGAUAUUCGCAUGGACGCCUCUCUUCAUUGCUUGCGUGGAUGGACGGAAAUCCACGGCCAAACUUUUGAUCAAUCAUGGCGCCGAUGCCGACCGCUGCGACAUCGAUGGAUAUACUGCCAAAGAGCAUGCCGCAUUGCGAGGACACAUGGAAAUUGUGGAAAUGCUUGCGGAGAUCCCACGCAAAGCGUCAUCAGGACCAAUAGAAUCACGAAGUGCACCUUCUUUGUUGUCAUCAAUUGACGAGCGCAGGUCAAAAGGAUUGAACAGGGAGAGUCCGGCAAUACAACAGAAGCCUCCAGAGCCAAUGAAGACGUUCGGACACCGAUAUCUCACCAACGAGACCAUGGUGCUUGUCAGCCUUGGAUCUAUGGACCCUCGUAAGGACAGAUACGGCGGGGACAAGCCCAUCACACCAGUCGAACUCGGAGCCAUUCCAUUGGCGGAUGCACACGCUACACAGCUUGACGCAGCGCUUUCUGUAGUGGUCAGGGCCACCGGCGCAACGGGCGAGCCCACAAUCAUUGAUCUUCCUGUUCAAGACAAUAUCAGCACCGAGCCAAUUACAUUCAUGACGACAGACAUCUCCAAAGUCAAAAUCCUUUUCGAUAUUGUUCCUACCUACGCAGGUAAACCUGAGCAACCUGUUGGACGUGCAGUCGCAUUGCUAUCCUCGAUCAAAACCAGUAUAGGUUCGAGACGUAUUCCUCUACAAGGCGACGUGAAGGUACCGAUUGUUGCUGCUAGCACCCUCGACGUGAUAGGUUCCGUCAACUUCAACUUCCUUGUCAUCACUCCCUUCUCCCACCCCAACCUAUCCAUCACCGAACAGCAUACGUACUGGAAGAAAAUGACGUCGUCGACAAUGGUCAUCGGGCAUCGUGGUCUUGGUAAGAACAGGACUGCGUCUCGCUCGCUGCAACUAGGGGAGAAUACGAUACAAUCUUUCAUUGCUGCAGCCAAUCUAGGUGCUUCAUACGUCGAAUUCGAUGUGCAGCUGACUAAGGAUCAUGUCCCGGUCAUCUACCACGACUUCCUCGUCAGCGAAACCGGCAUCGACGCCCCCGUCCACACCUUGACUCUAGAGCAAUUUCUUCACGUUAGCGAAGGACAGACACCUCGACAAUCUAGACCUGAUUCACCCGACGGUGACAAGGGCCUCAGCCAUACCAUCGCAAUGAAACCAUCCCAGAGACGCUUACGGUCAUACUCAGUGGAUCACUCGCAGCAGAAGAAUAUCCAUACCAGUCACCACGUCGAGCUUACGGAGCGCAUGAAGCAUACCCGCGACUUCAAAGAAAAAGGCUAUAAAGGCAACAGCCGCGGAAACUUCAUCCAAGCCCCCUUCGCCACCCUUGAAGAAAUGUUCAAAAAGCUCCCCGAAUCAACCGGCUUCAACAUCGAGAUGAAAUACCCCAUGCUCCAGGAAUCAAUCGAUCACGACAUGGAUCAAUACGCCGUGGAGCUCAACUCCUUUGUCGACACCGUUCUCAAAAUGGUCUACGAUAAUAUGGGGAAGCGAAACAUCAUGUUUUCGUCAUUCAAUCCUGAUAUUUGCCUCAUGCUGUCGUUCAAGCAACCAUCUAUCCCCGUUCUCUUCCUCACAGAUGCGGGGACCUCGGAAGUCGGCGACGUGCGCGCUGCGAGCUUGCAGGAGGCGAUUCGGUUCGCGAGCCGCUGGAACCUCCUUGGCAUAGUGAGCGCUGCGGAACCCCUUGUCCAAUGCCCUAGGCUUGUCAAGGUCGUUAAAGAGAGUGGUUUGGUAUGCGUAAGUUAUGGAACGUUGAAUAAUGAUCCUAAGAAUGUAAAGAUUCAAGAAAAAGAAGGCAUCGACGCAGUUAUUGUUGACAACGUACUCGCUGUACGCAAAGGUCUCACGACGCAGGACUCUUCCGAGGUCACGGUCGUUUCGACUUCUGGGUCCACGACGAGCGGUGGGCCGCCCACGAGUGGAAGUGUGUCGUCUGAGGAUGUCGGUGAGACGAACGGUGCGCAUGCGCCGGUGAAAGCUGUAGCUGCUGCGUGAGGGCAAUUGCGGCGUGUGGGGGGGUAACCCGUUGUGAUAUUAUCGCUGUUACGCGGUUUGAUUAGAUACAUGAACGUGCAUUGCUUGCGAAUUGAUUUUUUUUUUCUUUUUUUCCUCGUUUCGUUUACGCACGAGGUUACUGGAUUCUGAUGAACACCUGGGCAUUUGAAGAUUGUGAGUCAGUCAAUAU
Messenger RNA from Periconia digitata, 4702 nucleotides. The record is from the annotation of a GenBank genome assembly. NCBI's taxonomy places the organism in Eukaryota, Fungi, Ascomycota, Dothideomycetes, Pleosporales, Periconiaceae.